This is a messenger RNA of Penicillium salamii, 2055 nucleotides long. The record is from the annotation of a GenBank genome assembly. NCBI's taxonomy places the organism in Eukaryota, Fungi, Ascomycota, Eurotiomycetes, Eurotiales, Aspergillaceae.
AUGCCUGUGGAUCAAUUGCUCCACCUGAGAAUCGCCGAACGCCCUGUGAAUAAAAUUGCGGUGAUCACCCCGCCGGACGAAGCCGACUUAAACCUUGAAAACAAAGGCAAAGGCGCAGCGCCCGACCUCAGUCUCUGUCGCAUCUAUCGACUUACACCUAAACCCACGAUCGUACUCGAUGCCUCGUUGCGAAUAAUUGAAGUAUCAAACAGUCAUGUGGAAAUCUUCCAACGGUCACGGGAUCACCUGUUGAACUCCAAUGUUUACGACCUUCCCGCCUCCGUUCUUGCAGUCCCCAGUAUCCCUUCUUUGAGUGGUGCCCUUGCUGCCGCUAUUUCAACCCGCCAGGUGCAGGCCACCAGCCCGGUUUAUGUGAACGAAUGCGAUGCCUUUUACGCCUUGAAUGUGACCCCGAUCUUUGAAGAUGAUGCACUCUUGUGCGUGCUGCUGGAGGCCGAGCGGACGACGCGAAAGGCGCCAGUCAACGACCACCAGAAUUUAAACGAGGCCUACCGAGUUUUAGUUGAUUCCGUGAAGGAUUAUGCUAUUUUCAUGCUCGACACUCACGGGCACAUUGCGACGUGGAACUCCGGUGCCGCCAUUCUCAAGGGCUAUACCGCCUCCGAAAUUAUUGGACAGCAUUUUUCCGUCUUUUACAGUCGCGAGGACCGUGAACAAAAGAAACCCGCCCGGGAGUUGGAGCUCUGCAUACAGGAAGGGAGGGUCGAGGAUGAUGGUUGGCGCUACCGGAAGGAUGGUUCUCGGUUCUGGGCCAACGUGAUGAUCACGGCCAUUUUCCAAAAUGGGACACUGGCCGGGUUCGUGAAAGUCACUCGCGAUCUGACGGAACGCCGGGCCGCAGAGGCGCGUCUCAUCAGCGUCUUUGAAGAAUCGGUCAGACUCAAGUCUGCGUUCCUGGCGAAUAUGUCUCACGAACUGCGUACCCCGAUGAACGGGAUGUUCUUGGCCUUGACGAUGCUGCUCAAGACCGAACUCAACGCAGAGCAGCGGGAUUACGCAUGCAUCCUGGAAGAUUCAACCUCCAUCUUAUUACAGGUCAUCAACGAUGUACUUGACUACUCCAAACUAUCGUCGGAAACAUUCCCCCUGACAAAAGAGGUGCUCAACAUCGACAGCAUAAUUACGGCAGUGGUCCGCAAUUGUCAGACGUCAUUGAAGCCCGGUGUCAAACUCACACCUACUAUGAGCAAGGGAUUCCCUCAAGCUGUUAAAGGAGACCCUCUACGAUUUCGUCAAGUGCUGCAAAAUUUGGUCAGCAAUGCGGUCAAAUUCACAGAGAAAGGCCACAUUCGGAUCAACGCCAAAUUUGCAGUGGAUGAGAAGGAACCCGAUUCUUAUCUGAUUACCAUCGAGGUGGUGGACACGGGAAUCGGUAUACCGGAAGAUGCAGAGAGCGUCCUUUUCACACCCUUUACGCGAUUCGCGGACACAGCAACCAAAAGAUACCAGGGUACUGGCCUGGGUCUGUCAAUUUGCAAAAGCUUGGUUGAAUUGAUGGACGGGGCUAUUGGAUUCCACGCCAACCCCGAUAGGCCAGGCAGUGUCUUCUGGAUGACCGCCAAGUUACCGCGUGUUACUUCCCCAGUCUCUACAACAAGGAAGAGUUUGCCACCAAUCACCCCCUCAACCAUAGACCAGACUGGUCCGCUCAAGAUAAUCGCCCCGCACAAGUACAUCCUCCUCGUCGAAGACAACAAUGUCAACCGCACUAUCAUGGUGAAACUCCUCUCGACCCUUGGCUUCGAACGGGUAGAUGCCGCCUGGAAUGGCGCAGAAGCAGUGCGAAUGGUUAAGCAAAAACCACUUGCGUAUAAUGUGAUUCUAAUGGACAUCAACAUGCCGGUCAUGGAUGGGUUGACAGCUACAGAGCACAUCCGACAAAUCAACUUGGACGUACCCAUCCUCGCGUUGACAGGUAACGCUCUAAAAGGAGAUGCUGAAACGUAUCUUUCCAAGGGCAUGAAUGAUUACAUCGCCAAGCCUCUACAUCGACAGCAGCUGGUUGACCUGCUAUGGAAAUGGUGCGGAUCUUGA